Messenger RNA from Aspergillus terreus NIH2624, 2724 nucleotides. Its product is annotated as putative beta-N-acetylglucosaminidase. The transcript is spliced from 3 exons. Gene Ontology annotation, molecular function: acyltransferase activity, transferring groups other than amino-acyl groups; hydrolase activity, hydrolyzing O-glycosyl compounds. The coding region runs from base 1 to 2724 and encodes 907 amino acids. NCBI's taxonomy places the organism in Eukaryota, Fungi, Ascomycota, Eurotiomycetes, Eurotiales, Aspergillaceae. Gene Ontology annotation, biological process: peptidoglycan turnover; carbohydrate metabolic process. The record is from RefSeq and is a predicted model, not a curated record.
AUGGGCUUUGAUGGCACCACUGUCAGUCCGCAGAUUCGCUCUCUGAUCGAAAAGUACCAUCUAGGGUCCGUUCUCUUGACUGCCAAAAACUUAAAAUCCGCCGAAGAUGCAACGCGCCUGGUUCUCGAGUUGCAAACCAUCGCUCGAGAUGCCGGUCACCCAGUUCCGCUGCUCAUCGCGCUGGACCAGGAGAACGGUGGGGUCAACAGUCUGUACGACGAGAUCUACAUCCGUCAGUUUCCCAGCGCCAUGGGCAUUGCGGCCACCGGCUCCAAGUCCCUCGCCCACGAUGUAGCCUUGGCGACGGCUCAAGAGCUGAAAGCCGUUGGCGUCAACUGGAUCCUGGGUCCCGUCCUCGACGUCUUGACCAACGUUCGGAGCCAACCGCUCGGGGUGCGCACCACCGGCGAUGAUCCUCAGGAAGUUUCCCAGUAUGGAGUCGAAUUCAUGAAAGGCUACCGGGAGGCCGGCUUAGUGACAUGCGGCAAGCAUUUCCCAUCCUACGGCAACCUGGAGUUCCUCGGCUCCCACACCGACGUGCCCAUCAUCACCGAGUCGUUGGAACAGCUCAGCCUGACUGCGUUGGUGCCGUUUCGCAACGCCAUUAUCCAUGGCCUGGAUUCAAUGAUGGUGGGUGGGGUCUCCAUGUCCUCGGCCGGAGUCAAUGUCAUGCAUGCCUGUUUGAGCGAGCAGGUCGUCGACGACUUGCUCCGAAAAGACCUCAAGUUCAAUGGUGUGGUGGUGUCCGAGUGUCUGGAGAUGGAAGCCCUUACGCACAACAUUGGCGUGGGGGGUGGGACGGUCAUGGCGAAGAAUGCAGGCUGCGAUAUCGUGCUUCUCUGCAGGUCGUUCCCGGUGCAACAAGAGGCCAUCAACGGAUUGAAGCUGGGGGUGGAAAACGGCAUCAUCGGCCGCGCCCGGAUCGAGCAGUCCUUACGCCGGGUGUUGAAUCUCAAGGCCAAGUGCACUUCUUGGGAGCAGGCUCUCAACCCGCCGGGUGUGCCGUCGCUGACGCAGAUGCAACCGUCUCAUACCAGCCUGUCGACAAGAGCGUAUAACAGCUCGAUCUCUGUGGUGCGCGACAAGAAAAACCUGCUACCCUUAUCUAACAUCCUCGAGCCCAAUGAGGAACUCCUCCUGUUGACCCCCCUGGUGAAACCUUUACCGGCCUCCGCAGUGUCGCGUACCGUGGCCGAGCACCUGAACUCGACGAUCGACCUCACAGCUCUUGAUCGGACGGCCUCGGUCCUCAGCGGCGAAAGCGUAUUUAAAGAACUGGGGCGGUCCCUCUCCCGUCAGAGGAACGGCCGUGUCUUGCACACUUCUUACACGGCCAACGGCGUCCGACCCAUCCACGAGAGCCUCAUCGAUCGGGCGAGCGCCGUCAUCGUCGUGACGGCAGAUGCCAAUCGGAACUUGUACCAGCACGGUUUCACCAAACAUGUGUCGAUGAUCUGUCGGUCGCAGUUCACGCCGACUGGCGAGCAUCGCGAAAAGCCGAUGAUCGUCGUCGCCGCGAGCUCCCCCUACGACUUUGCAACGGAUCUCUCCAUCGGGACCUACAUAUGUACAUACGACUUUACGGAAACGGCUCUGGAAGCGCUGGUCAAAGUGCUGUAUGGGGAGUUGACGCCGAUGGGGACCCUGCCGGGGUCCAUCAGCCGCAGCCAGAAACUGCACCAAGCCCGACAGCACUGGCUGGUGGAGAACUGGAACGAAGAGCGCGACUCGCACGCGUUGGACACGCUGCUGGAAUCGGUUCGGGGCGACUGCACGCAAGGGGAGCUCUCGGAGCUGCUUGGCGUGACAUCGAGCAGUUUCUUACUGCGGCGGGAGGACAUUGACGAGUCGCAUUUUGUCGUGCGGAACAGCAGCACACAGGCGCUCUACGGCUUCUGCUCGACGUACUACUUCAAGUCCACGGGGACGGGCGUGAUCGGGUCGCUCAUCGUCGACCCGGCGCGACGCAAACUCGGUAUCGGCAGCUCGCUCCACCACCGCGCGAUCCGGACGCUCCUGCAGCGCACCGGCGUGAAGCGGUUCCAGCUCGGCUCGCGGCUGCCCGGCAUCUACCUGGGCAUCCCGUCGGCCAACCCGGUCGAGCGCAAGCGACUGCGGCAGUGGUUCGCCAACUUGGGCUGGAACACGUCCUUGUCGCGGCCGGUGUGCAGCGUCAUCCUGCGCAAUUUGGCGAACUGGGUCCCGCCGGAUGGGCUGAUUCAGGGGCUGCAGAAUGCGGACGUCGCAUAUGAUCUGGUCCAUGGCUACGACUACGCGGACUCGAUCCUCGACCACGUCAAGACGAAUUCCCGGCAGGGCGUCAUCGACAUCUACAAGGUGGCGUUGGGGGGCGCGCCGAACUGCGGCAUCAUCCGGGCGACGCGGCCUGCGGACGGGGCUGUCCUCGGCACGGUGGUUGUUUAUAACACACGGUCGACGCUGGCGGAACACAUGCCGGCGCUGAAAGCGACGCACGUCCCGGCCGGUGGCAUCUCGUCGCCGGUGAUUUCGCCUUCGGUGGGGGAGUAUGCGACCAUCAUGCAGGGGCUGGUUCUGCUGGGGAUCAAGCAGAUCCGCAAGCAGGGGGCGGAGGCGGUGGUGAUGGAUUGCGUGGAUGGCGACAGCAACUUCGACUGCGUCUCGAACAUCGGGUUCAGUACAUUGCACAGCUUCGAGGAGGUGAAUUGCGAUGCCGGGACGUGGACCAUCAUGACGGCGUCUUGA